AUGAAUUUUGUUGGGAGCUAUUCUAGUUUCAUCUCUCUUCUUCUUUUGGCAUAUGCAAUAUUGAGUUCAUCAUCAGAUGGCAAUAAUCUUGAAGAUUUUCUUCACUGUAUUUCUCUUCAUUCUUCAACCAAUGACUCAAAUUCGAUCCUUAUUCACACCCCAUCCUCCCCCUCCUACUCUUCUAUUCUAAAUUUCAACAUUCGCAACCCCAGAUUCUGGGGAUCCGAUACCCAUAAACCAGUCGCCAUCAUCACCCCAUCACAAGCCUCCCACGUCCAAGCAUCAGUUAUUUGCUGCAAAAAUCACGGCUUCCAAAUCCGAACACGCAGCGGCGGCCACGACUUCGAGGGUCUUUCUUACGUUUCCAGUGUCCCAUUUGUGUUGAUUGAUUUGAUCAAUCUUAACUCAGUUACCGUCGACACCAAAGACAGUACUGCCUGGGUUCAAUCCGGAGCAACCAUCGGCGAACUCUAUUACAGAAUCGGCGAGAAAACCAAAACUCUUGGUUUUCCUGGUGCGGUGGUGCCAAAUGUGGGAGUUGGUGGGUUCUUAAGCGGCGGCGGGUUCGGGCCAAUGGUUAGAAAAUAUGGUCUUGCGGCAGAUAAUGUGGUGGAUGCUUACUUUGUGGAUGCAAAUGGAAAGCUUCACGAUAGAAAAUCCAUGGGGGAUGAUUUGUUUUGGGCCAUUAGAGGCGGUGGAGGAGGGAGCUUUGGGAUCGUUUUGGCGUGGAAGUUAAAGUUGGUUCCAGUUCCUGCCAUUGUUACGUGCAUUGCUAUUAACAAAACUUGGGACCAAAGCGUGGCCAAGUUAGUCCAUCAAUGGCAAUACGUUGCACCAGAGGCAGAUGAAAAUCUGUUCAUAAGCGUCACAGUGACAGCACGGAAUUCAAGCGAAGGAGGCGGAAGAAUGAUGAGAGCUUUAUUCUUCUCCUUGUUUCUGGGAAAGGCCGAGGAGCUUCUUUACAUCAUGGAGAAGAGCUUCCCUGAAUUGGGGUUGAAAAAGGAAGAUUGUAUCGAAACGAGUUGGAUUGAAUCAACUGCAAUUUUAUCAAUUGCAAGUGGGUUUGUUUCUGGAGAACUUUCGGAAGUUUUGGUCAAAAAACCCCCACUUAACAGCAGACGAUACAAAGUGAAGUCCGAUUUUGCAACAGAACCCAUCCCAGAAACUGCCAUGGAAGGCAUAUGGGAAAGGUUCAAAAUUAUUGGAGGAAUAGAAACAGUGAAACUCAUACUGAACCCUCACGGAGGGAAAAUGAACGAGAUUUCUGAAACAAAAACUCCCUCCCCAUAUCGAGCUGGGUAUCCCAUCAAAAUCUUCUACUACGUUUUAUGGGAACAACCGGAUGCUGAUGCAAGACAUUUGGGAUGGACACGAGAGCUUUACAAUUAUAUGACUCCUUUUGUGUCAAAAUCACCGAGAGCGGUGUAUGCAAAUUGUAGAGAUCUCGACAUCGGAAGAAAUAACGAGGAGGGAAUUUCAACGAGCUAUGAGGAAGCAAGCGUUUGGGGGUUGAAAUAUUUUGGGAAUAAUUUUGAAAAGUUGGUAGAAGUGAAGACUAAGGUGGAUCCCUUAAACUUCUUCUUCCAUGAGCAAAGCAUACCACCAGCAGCACGUAGAGGAAUCCAAGCAAAGGUAUCUUUAUGCCCGGAUGUGUUUGAUCUCUAGACAAAAAUAAAUUGCCUUGGGACAAUAAUGUAAUUUCACU
Messenger RNA from Momordica charantia (bitter melon), 1705 nucleotides. RefSeq names its product tetrahydroberberine oxidase-like. The record is from RefSeq and is a predicted model, not a curated record. Gene Ontology annotation, molecular function: FAD binding; oxidoreductase activity. Lineage: Eukaryota; Viridiplantae; Streptophyta; Magnoliopsida; Cucurbitales; Cucurbitaceae.